AUGACAAUGGGAGAUUUCAUAUUGACUGCUGUAUGCUAUCCGAUCGAGGCGAUUUCACGAAUACUUGAUAUAAGAAACAAGAUGCCGAUAAUAAUAAACAUCACCGUACAUUUUCUUACUUGGGUCGCCUUAUCCGGUUCGAGCUUAAGCCUCAUACUCCUUAAUGUCGACAAAUUACUCUAUUUCAAAUAUCCAUUAAGCAGUGCUUUUGUUAAAAGAAUAAUUUUACGGCUUCUAGAACAUGCACUCAACAACUCAGCCGGUCCAGUUCGUCAAGUACUCAUAACGCGUUUUCGUACUGUUUAUUUUACAUUCGUGACCACUGCAUUCACUGCUGCCACCUUAUUACCGUUCAGAAUCAGCUCCAUUGUAACGAGUUUUAGUGAUCAGCACGAGGUAAGAAUGUGA
Molecule: messenger RNA, 408 nt
Organism: Angiostrongylus costaricensis
Lineage: Eukaryota; Metazoa; Nematoda; Chromadorea; Rhabditida; Metastrongylidae
Source: the annotation of a GenBank genome assembly